Molecule: messenger RNA, 3128 nt
Organism: Episyrphus balteatus (marmalade hoverfly)
Lineage: Eukaryota; Metazoa; Arthropoda; Insecta; Diptera; Syrphidae
Gene: gem
Exons: 14
Coding region: 221-2950 (909 amino acids)
Biological process (GO): regulation of transcription by RNA polymerase II
Cellular component (GO): nucleus
Molecular function (GO): RNA polymerase II cis-regulatory region sequence-specific DNA binding; DNA-binding transcription activator activity, RNA polymerase II-specific
Source: RefSeq, a predicted model, not a curated record
AUAUAAAUUUAAACCUUCACAAAAAAAAAAAAUAAUAACGAGUGGGACAUCAUAAACUUUUCGCCACCAAGCUAAAAAAAAUAAUUAUUAAGAGAAAAACUCAAACAGAAUAUAAUAAUAAUUCAAGUAAAACCACACUUUUUGAAUUAAGUCAAAAACUUCAAUUAAAAACAACAAUUUAUAAGUUUUUGGCGGUGUAAAAAAAACAUCGGGGACACGAAUGGCUCUAUCGUGUCUUUCGCAUCCAAAUUUCACGGAUUUACAAACAUUUCUAGAUCCAAUACGUUCUUCUUUCGAUUUUUCAACAAUAAAUAACGAUCAAAUGGAAUACCAUAACAAUAAUAGUACAGCAAUAAAUCAACAUUUAACACAUAGCAACAAUAAUAACAAUAGCAACAACAAUCGCAACUACAACAAUUUCGCAGCAAAUCAAACACAAAAUGCAUUUAAUAAUGAUUAUGAUCAGGUGAUCAAUUUUGUUGAUUCCCCACCAAAUUCUGAAGAAUCGUGGACAGAUGAACAACAUCAACAACAACAAACACAGCAACAACAACAACAACAGCAGCAACAAAACGGCAAAAUUCCAACUGCAGGACCAAGAAUAAUUGAUGUUCAAACUAUUUUUGGACAACAACAGCAGCAGCAACAACAACAACAACAAGCUGCAGCAGCAGUUGCACAGCGUAAAAGGCGAAUGGACUGGAAUCCCCUUGAAAUCAAUCAAAAUGGUAACAGUGGAACCGAUUCACAAUCAACUGCAGCUAAGAUUCCAAAUUUGACAAACGGCAACGCCAACAAUAACAAUAACAACAACAAUACCACUAACAACACCAUCAAUAAAGAAAAAGAAAAGAAAAAGAUCUCAAAUGGAAAUGGUAGUGGUCGCGGAAGUUGGGCUGAUGACAUUGAUUUUGAUUUAAAUGGAGAUUUCAAUAGUACCGGAUAUUUGAACAAUGAACCAUUUCUAUCAUUUUCUCCGGCACUGACGGUUCUCAAACAGGAAAUCCAUUCGCCACAAGCUGAUCAAUUGAAAGGUAGCAAAAGUCCUCUUAAUCAAGAGAAUUCUCUAAGUUCAGAUAAUCAUGAUACCGAACAACAUCAAGUAAAUGGCACAACACCUGAUUUAAAUGAAUCGAAUGCUUCAUGUGGAUCUCCAUCAUCCCAUCAAGUAGUUGCUGCCAAAUCCGGUUAUGAUAAUUCCAAGCCAAUAACAAUCAAUGGAUUCUCGGUAAACAAUCAACAACAACAACAACAGCAAACCGAUAAAUCAUUGAUCAAUGCUCGCAAAAGUCCAAUCCAACCAAUAGCAGAUUCUUCAAAAAGUGAAAAUAGCUCAUCGUUGGCGGAUGAUUACAAAUUCCAGUACAUUUUGGCUGCGGCUACAUCGAUUGCAACAAAGAAUAACGAAGAGACCCUUACUUACUUGAAUCAGGGUCAGAGCUAUGAGAUUAAAUUGAAGAAAACUGGUGAUUUAUCCUUUUAUAGGGAUAAGAUAUUGAAGAGCGUCAUCAAGAUCUGUUUUCAUGAGCGUCGUCUUCAGUACAUGGAACGUGAGCAAAUGCAACAAUGGCAAGCCUCGCGUCCAGGUGAAAGGAUCAUUGAAGUCGAUGUCCCAUUGUCCUACGGCCUGUGCCACGUGUCACAACCGUUGAAUCAAAAUUUCCUCAAUACCGUCGAAGUGUUUUGGGAUCCUCUGAAGGAGGUGGGUGUCUACAUAAAGGUCAAUUGUAUUUCGACAGAGUUUACACCAAAGAAGCAUGGUGGCGAAAAGGGUGUCCCAUUCAGGAUACAAAUUGAAACGUAUAUAGAAAAUGCAAAUAAUUCGCCAGUAGGUGGCGAUAGUACAACGAAUUGUAAUAAUUUAGUAGUAGGAGGAGGAGGAGGAGGAGGAGUAGGUACAAGUGGAGUUGGUGGUGGAAGUGCAGGGGGAAGUGGUGGUUUAAUUGGAAAACAAGCCAUACACGCGGCAGCUUGUCAGAUAAAGGUUUUUAAAUUGAAAGGAGCCGAUCGUAAGCACAAACAGGAUCGUGAGAAGAUACAACGAAGACCUGUGUCUGAGCAGGAGAAGUUUCAACCGAGCUAUGAGUGCACCAUAAUGAAUGAUAUACCAUUGGACACUUUACCUUCCUCGGCUGGUUGCUACAGCCCUGAAUAUAUGAAACUUUGGCCAAAUUCUCCCGUACAUAUACCAAAAUACGAUGGAAUUAUACCAUAUGCCAAUGUUUCGCCAACAGCCAAUUCUAGCCCGAUAGCAAUAAAUAGUGUAACAUCAACGAAUACCAAUAAUUUGAAGCUAAUGGACGCAAAUAUGGUCUCACCACAACAAGUGGAAAUGGAUGAUUAUCAAUCACCAAAUAUCAUGGCUGAAUCAACACCAGCUCAGGUUACUCAAUGGCUAACCUACCAUCGAUUAACAACGUAUGUUUCCACUUUUGCACACUUUUCCGGUUCAGAUAUUUUGCGAAUGUCCAAAGAGGAUUUAAUCCAAAUAUGCGGUCUUGCCGACGGUAUUCGUAUGUUUAACAUUCUUCAUGCCAAACUUCCGAAACAUUUCAGAGCUAUAGCCCCACGUCUUACCAUUUACAUUAGCUUAGAUGGCAACAGCUAUAAUGCCAUUUAUCUAACAUCAAAUUUAUCCAAGGAACUCUCUCAAAAAAUAUUCAAAUUGCCUGGUUUUUAUGAGUUGAGUGCCAACAGCUCAAAUAUGAAUGGUGGAGUUGAUGGGGGUGUUUAUCCAGGUUGGGGUAUGCAAUCAAAAUACUCAGGGAGUGGUUCAAAUAUAUUUAAUGAUGCAUCUAAAACUCCAGUUUAUAUAACUGGACCUUCCGGCGUUCAUGUCACCAUAACCGAUGAGGUUCUAAACAACGAAAUCAAAGAUGGAAGUCUUUUUGCACUUGAAGUACAAAAUGGAAAAGUACUUAUGAAGGCCGUUAAUAAAAAUGAUAAUUAAAUAUAAAAAAUAAAACAAAAAAAAAAGAAAAAAAAAAUAAAUUAUUUCUAAGUUAACCAAAAAAAAAUUAUAUAAAAAAUUAUGUUUAAGAUGAUGAUAUGCAUAUUCAACCAAUGGACCAUAAAAAAAAUAUAUGCCUACAAAUUACUACAAUUCGCUGUACACUAAAAAAAAGAAA